UUAGAUUCGCGGAGCUCGCGAGUGGGAGGAGGCAGCGAUUGCCUCGCCCUUCUUUCGGCAGCGGAGGAAGAUCGUCUGAUCGUCGGCAGCAGGAGGAAUCCCUAGCUCUCUUUCUCGCGUUCUUGCCGGAUUUGGUGCGCCAGGGGCGCGGAUUAGUGGAGUGUGUGUGGAAAUUUGUAUGGAAGGUUGGAUGUAUGGCGACCAAGGCGAUCUCCUGCUCUAUCUCCCGCUCCGUCUCGCCGAUCUCCGUCCUGGCCAAGGCGGUGAUCGCGCUGAGUCUGGAGCGGUCGGGAGGAAGAGCGGCGGGAUUUCUUUCGGACGGCUUCGAGCCGGAUACGUGCUGGAGGGGGGAUUCUCCGGAAUUUCUUGCGCGCCGCGAGUUUCUUCCUAAGCCCCGGGCUUCUUGCAGCGUCAGCGCAUUCCAGGCCAGAUCCGUCGUCAACAAGUAUGUCCUUCCCGGAUUCUUGCAGACGAUGAAAUGGCUGCCUUGCAACGAAUUGCUGCGGUCUUCCAGCGAUGACAAGAAGAAAUCCUCUUCUUCCGCGAGGAAAUUUCCCUGGGAUGGAGGUACUGCUGAUAAUCUCGCAAAACAUGCGGAUGGGCGACGGUCCCUGGCAUGGAUGCGGCAAUGGAUGAAAUUCGCGAGCGAAGAUGGCAAGGAUAUCUUCGCGGCGGCAACGGUGUCAGUCAUGUUUAAAUGGCUGGUGGCCGAGCCCCGAUUCAUCCCGUCCGCCUCUAUGUUCCCAACGCUGGAGAUUGGCGAUUGCAUCUUCGCAGAAAAGGUUUCUUACUACUUCAAGAAGCCAAACGUGAACGACAUUGUGAUUUUCAAGCCUCCGGAAGCCAUGCAAGAGCGAGGCUACAGUUCCAGCGAGGUGUUCAUCAAGCGUGUCGUUGCGGUGGAGGGUGACGUUGUUGAGGCUCGUGAUGGCAAGCUUGUUAUCAACGGUGGUGCCAAAGACGAGGAUUUCAUCGCGGAACCUCUGAGCUAUGACCUGGAGCCAAUCCCUGUUCCACAGGGAUCAGUCUUCGUACUGGGUGAUAACCGCAACAGGAGUGACGACUCACACAUUUGGGGUCCACUUCCGAUUAAUCAUAUCCUUGGCCGAUUGGUUCUCCGCUACUGGCCUCCCAGUCCUCCCGGGGCAGCGGCCAAGUCCUCGUUUGGCGCGGAAGUUCCAGCAACUUUGCAGACGCUAAUCGAGAAGGGGAGCCAGCUACUGACUUUCGGGACUCCGCAGCAGCAGCAGCACAAGCUCCUCCUCCACAACUCGUGAAGAAAAACAAGAACUUUAAGUGAUCCUGUCGCUGGCGUUUCUCGAUAUCUCUUCUGGCUACGACGAUUUAUUUUCUUUUCUUCGGCGGAUAAGGCUCGCAGGCUCGUAUUCGAUCGGUAGUGCUCGCAAGCUGUCAAGGCUCUGAUCGGAUUUCCAGAAAAGGGAUUUUAUCUCCUGGACAGCGUUGAAAGGUGCGUAAGCUUAUGGAUCGAUCGAAACGGCGAUAAGAGAAACACUGAGGAGAGAGAAAAAAAGAGAGAUAAUUCUCUCCUCUUACUAUAUGGUUUUGCUUCUACCAAAAAAACCACCAAGAACACACUUGUUUUCUUC
Molecule: messenger RNA, 1607 nt
Organism: Selaginella moellendorffii
Lineage: Eukaryota; Viridiplantae; Streptophyta; Lycopodiopsida; Selaginellales; Selaginellaceae
Product: thylakoidal processing peptidase 1, chloroplastic
Exons: 6
Coding region: 195-1277 (360 amino acids)
Biological process (GO): thylakoid membrane organization
Cellular component (GO): chloroplast thylakoid membrane
Molecular function (GO): serine-type endopeptidase activity
Source: RefSeq, a predicted model, not a curated record